AUGAUGGUUGCCGGUCUCUCAACUACACUAACGACUAGACCACUUGAAGCAAAUAGUCGAAUGGAUUUGUCGACCGGUUUACGAACGAGAAGCGGAUCGUCGUCAGAGGAAACGGAAACAUUGCGCGUGCGAAUCGUUCGCGGUGAGAAAUUGGGUGGACGAGAUUUAUUCGGAGUGACAAGUCCAUAUGUGAUUGUAAGUGUGGAAACGGCUGGAGGGGAACUCAUUCAUAAAGUGCAAUUGGAAACAAAGAAAAAGACCCGGAACCCGCAAUGGCACGAGCGAGUGACUUUUCGAUGCACUCGGAAUAGCUGGCUGAAAGUUCAUGUGUACAGUGAAAAUAAAAUUAGAAAGGAUCAAUUCUUGGGAAAAGUCGAAUUGGAUCUUUCAUCUCCACUCAUUCCGAAUGACUGUCGACCAGCUGGAGCAUAUGCAUUGAAAGGAGGGAAACAUAGAAAUGCUGGUAUAAUUCACAUGUCCGUUCAUUUCUCAUCAGGCGAUCAUUCACCGAGCACGAGCAGCGCCGACGCGCCCACCACUCCUUCAAUGCCGGAGGGUUGGGAAGAGCGGGAGGACGCAAACGGUCGAACAUUCUAUGUGAAUCACCUCCUACGGACAACUCAAUGGGAUCGACCGAGUCUCGAAGACAACAGUGAUAGUAUUCGUGAUAUUGAGAAUCGUCAAGUUGCCCGUUCAAACUACAAUCAGCGAAUGGGUGUCGAUUCAAGUCCGCAAGCUGUUCACAAUGAUUUGGUGGCAUUGGAUGAGAGAAUGAGUGCUAAUUUUCACGGAACGCCAAACGGAAAUGGAGAUGAUGAGGAUGGAUCGUUACCGGCUGGAUGGGAUAUGCAGGUUGCUUCAAAUGGUCGAAUCUUCUACGUCGAUCACAACACGAAGACCACUCAAUGGGAUCAUCCGAGAACUGGCUUCAUCCGAAGUGUCGGGAAAACCGAUGACGAAUUGGGACCGUUGCCCGAAGGAUGGGAACAAAGAGUUCACACGGACGGCCGAGUGUUUUUCAUCGAUCACAACAGUAAACAAACACAAUGGGAUGAUCCGAGAUUCGAAAAUGAAAGCAUUGCCGGUCCGGCGAUCCCGUAUUCGAGGGAUUUUAAGAGAAAGGUGGAGUAUUUACGCCAAAAAUUACCCAGAGCGACGUCGAAUGGAAAAUGUGAUCUGAUCAUUCAUCGAGAUAGCAUUUUUGAGGACAGCUAUCGACAAAUUAUGGACAAAUCGGUUUCUGAGUUGCGUCACAAGCUUUGGAUCGAGUUCGCCGGAGAGACGGGACUCGAUUAUGGUGGAGUUGCAAGAGAAUGGUGCUUUUUGCUCUCCCAUGAGAUUUUCAAUCCAUACUAUGGACUCUUCGAGUACAGUGCAACUGACAAUUACACUCUUCAAAUCAAUCCCCAUUCCGAAACAGCAAAUCCCGAACAUCUCAACUAUUAUCAUUUCAUUGGAAGAGUGAUUGGAAUGGCGAUUUAUCAUGGGAAAUUAUUGGAUGCUUUCUUCAUCCGUCCAUUCUACAAAAUGAUGUUGGGAAAGAAGAUCACAUUAUUCGAUAUGGAAAGUGUCGACAAUGCUUAUUACAAUUCAUUGAUUUUUGUGAUGGAUAACGAUCCGAGCGAUCUCGAUUUAACAUUUUCGGUUGAUGAUCAAGUAUAUGGAGAGACACAAACCGUUGAAUUGAUUGAAAAUGGGAGAAAUGUCGGAGUGACAGAAGAGAACAAAAAGGAGUACAUUGAGGCUGUCGUCAAUUGGCGUUUCAUCAAACGAAUCGAGCCACAAAUGGGUGAAAUUAUGAAAGGAGUAAAUGAGAUUGUUCCCUCGAAUCUCUUGAAGCUCUUCGAUGCGAACGAAUUGGAAUUGCUGAUGUGUGGAUUGCAGAAAAUUGAUGUGAAAGAUUGGAAAGGAAACACGAUUUAUAAAGGAGGAUAUGGGCCAAGUAGUCAGGUGAUUCAUAACUUUUGGAAGUGCAUUCUCUCCUUUGACAACGAGAUGCGUGCUCGGGUACUUCAAUUUGUGACUGGCACGAGUAGGGUGCCGAUGAAUGGCUUCAGAGAACUCUAUGGAUCAAACGGCCCACAGAAGUUCACAAUCGAGCGUUGGGGCUCACCCGACAUGUUGCCAAGAUCGCACACAUGUUUCAAUCGUUUGGAUCUUCCUCCAUAUCAAACAUUCAACGAAUUGAAACAAAAACUGUGCACUGCCAUCGAGAAUUCCGAGAUUUUUAGCGGAGUCGAU
This is a messenger RNA of Mesorhabditis belari, 2241 nucleotides long. The record is from the annotation of a GenBank genome assembly. Lineage: Eukaryota; Metazoa; Nematoda; Chromadorea; Rhabditida; Rhabditidae.